This is a messenger RNA of Ectocarpus siliculosus, 150 nucleotides long. NCBI's taxonomy places the organism in Eukaryota, Phaeophyceae, Ectocarpales, Ectocarpaceae. The record is from the annotation of a GenBank genome assembly.
AUGGGCGACAACUUGGAGACCGUGCCACUGACGUUCGGGAACGGCGAAGGCGCCGCAUCCAACGUCUUCGCCGGGUCGUUCCACUCUUGCGUGACUGGGUCCGAGGGGGGGCUGGCCUGUUUCGGGUACAACGCCCUGGGCCAGUCUUAA